AAGCCGUCACCUGCCUGAGGGCACUUCUAGCCCAGCCAGCAUCAAACCAGGCCUCGUCAGAGCCCAAGUCCCAGCCCUCCCAGUGCCGAGGCCCCGGCGCCAUGUUUGGGAAGAAGAAGAAGCGGGUGGAGAUCUCGGCGCCGUCCAACUUCGAGCACCGCGUGCACACGGGCUUCGACCAAAAUGAGCAGAAGUUCACGGGGCUGCCCCGCCAGUGGCAGAGCCUGAUCGAGGAGUCGGCUCGCCGGCCCAAGCCGCUGGUCGACCCCGCCUGCAUCACCUCCAUCCAGCCCGGGGCCCCGAAGACCAUCGUGCGGGGCAGCAAAGGUGCCAAGGAUGGGGCCCUCACGCUGCUGCUGGACGAGUUUGAGAACAUGUCGGUGACACGCUCCAACUCCUUGCGGAGAGACAGCCCGCCGCCACCCGCCCGUGCCCGCCAGGAAAACGGGAUGCCGGAGGAACAGGCCGCCACGGCCAGAGGGGGCCCAGGGAAGGCGGGCGGCCGAGGCCGGACCGCCGGCCACAGCGAGGCGGGCGGCAGCAGUGGUGACAGGCGGCGGGUGGGGCCAGAGAAGAGGCCCAAGUCUUCCAGGGAGGGCUCAGGGGGACCCCAGGAGUCCUCCCGGGACAAACGCCCCCUCUCUGGGCCUGACGUUGGCACCCCCCAGCCUGCCAGUCUGGCCAGCGGGGCGAAACUGGCGGCCGGCCGGCCCUUUAACACGUACCCGCGGGCCGAUACGGACCACCCGUCUCGGGGUGCCCAGGGUGAGCCUCGUGAAAUGGCCCCCAAUGGGCCAUCAGCGGGGGGCCUGCCUGUCCCCCAGUCCUCCUCCCGGCCUGCCACCCGCACCCGCGGCCCCCCCGGCCCUGGAGUGCUGGGCCCCCACGCCUCUGAGCCCCAGCUGGCCCCUCCAGCCCGCGCCCCUGCUGCCCCUGCUGCCCCCGGGCCGCCCGGCCCCCGCUCGCCACAGCGGGAACCGCAGCGAGUGUCCCACGAGCAGUUCCGGGCUGCCCUGCAGCUGGUGGUGGACCCAGGUGACCCUCGCUCCUACCUGGAUAACUUCAUCAAGAUCGGCGAGGGGUCCACGGGCAUCGUGUGCAUUGCCACCGUCCGCAGCUCGGGCAAGCUGGUAGCCGUCAAGAAGAUGGACCUCCGCAAGCAGCAGAGGCGAGAGCUGCUCUUCAACGAGGUGGUGAUCAUGCGGGACUACCAGCACGAGAACGUGGUGGAGAUGUACAACAGCUACCUGGUGGGGGACGAGCUCUGGGUGGUGAUGGAGUUCCUGGAAGGAGGCGCCCUCACUGACAUCGUCACCCACACCAGGAUGAACGAGGAGCAGAUCGCUGCCGUGUGCCUGGCCGUGCUGCAGGCCCUGUCUGUGCUCCACGCCCAGGGCGUCAUCCACCGGGACAUCAAGAGUGACUCGAUCCUGCUGACCCACGAUGGCAGGGUGAAGCUGUCAGACUUCGGCUUCUGUGCCCAGGUGAGCAAGGAGGUGCCACGGAGGAAGUCACUGGUCGGCACGCCGUACUGGAUGGCCCCGGAGCUCAUCUCCCGGCUUCCCUAUGGGCCCGAGGUGGACAUCUGGUCACUGGGCGUCAUGGUGAUCGAGAUGGUGGAUGGGGAGCCUCCCUACUUCAACGAGCCGCCCCUCAAAGCCAUGAAGAUGAUCCGGGACAACCUGCCUCCCCGACUGAAGAACCUGCACAAGGUGUCACCAUCCCUGAAGGGCUUCCUGGACCGCCUGCUGGUCCGCGACCCCGCGCAGCGGGCCACGGCGGCCGAGCUGCUGAAGCACCCGUUCCUGGCCAAGGCGGGGCCGCCCUCCAGCAUCGUGCCGCUCAUGCGCCAGAACCGCACCAGAUGAGGCCCGGCGCCUGCCCCUGAACCAAAGAGCCCCUCGGGUCAGCCCGGCCCUGCCAAGGCCAGUAGGGGGCCAGCCCCCGCUCUUCCCAGCCCAGGAGACACUCCAUGUGGCACCGCCCUCUUUGCUGGGGGGGCAUAUGGGACCCUACUACUGAACUCUGGUUUUGAUUUUAUGACUUUUAAAAAAUCACAGUGACUCAUGGGAGUAAGUGAGAUUCCCAGGACCUCCCUACCCUCGGGGACAGGCCCCCUCUGUGUUCUUCUGUCUCCAGGAAGGACAGGCGGCCCUCCCGUCACUGGAAGUCUGCAGCGGGGGUUGCUGGGGCGGAGAGAACACUAUGAAAGCGGUGCGUGUGUGCGUGCAGGUGUGUGUGUGCGUGUGUGUGCGUGCACGCUGAGGGUCCGGUUGCUCUGUCCUCCAGCCUGCAAGUGGGUGUCCCGGACACCUUGCCUGACACCCAGCCCCCCUCCCCCUGAGCCAUUGCGGGGGUCGAUCAUGAAUGUCCGAAGAGUGGCCUUUUCCCGUAGCCCUGCUCACCUCUCUGGAUGGGAGACGGGUUGGGGCCUCCCACCCACCCCAGCCUCUGCAGCAAAUGACUACUGCACCUGGACAGCCUCCUCUUUUCUAGAAGUCUAUUUAUAUUGUCAUUUUAUAACACUCAAGCCCCUGCCCCCACCUGGGGACAGAUGGUCCCUGUCCUUCGGGGUGGCACCGGAGACAGAACUACUGCCUGAAGAGUCAGGUUCCUGCACGGUCCGCGCAGCCCCGCCCACUCCCAUCUCGAGUUAGUUUUACAAUUAAAACGUUGUCUUGUUUUG
This is a messenger RNA of Propithecus coquereli (Coquerel's sifaka), 2686 nucleotides long. RefSeq names its product p21 protein (Cdc42/Rac)-activated kinase 4 (gene PAK4). Gene Ontology annotation, molecular function: protein serine/threonine kinase activity; ATP binding. Bases 102 to 1868 code for a protein of 588 amino acids. Lineage: Eukaryota; Metazoa; Chordata; Mammalia; Primates; Indriidae. Gene Ontology annotation, cellular component: cytoplasm. The record is from RefSeq and is a predicted model, not a curated record. The transcript has 9 exons. Gene Ontology annotation, biological process: intracellular signal transduction; regulation of MAPK cascade; protein phosphorylation.